GAUGGAGGAAAGAAAAAUUUUAGAAAAAAAGGUAGUGUUUUACCUUUUCUUUAUGCGAUUAUGCAUUUAUGCAUUUAUUCGCAAGUAUGCGAGAAAUAUUCAUUUUCUUAUGCGAUUAUGCGAAUAAUGGAAAUUACUCUUGAAUAAAAGUUUUUCUCGGCUUUCUGACUUCUGAUAUCAUAAUCAUCAGUUCUAGGACAAGAUUUUCUCAAUCUAAAACCAUAAUAAGAAUGCGUUAUCGCAGA
This is a messenger RNA of Clunio marinus, 245 nucleotides long. Lineage: Eukaryota; Metazoa; Arthropoda; Insecta; Diptera; Chironomidae. The record is from the annotation of a GenBank genome assembly.